Polyodon spathula (Mississippi paddlefish) is the source of this 1761-nucleotide messenger RNA. Its product is annotated as isocitrate dehydrogenase [NADP], mitochondrial-like. Gene Ontology annotation, molecular function: isocitrate dehydrogenase (NADP+) activity; NAD binding; magnesium ion binding. Gene Ontology annotation, cellular component: mitochondrion. Gene Ontology annotation, biological process: isocitrate metabolic process. The transcript has 11 exons. NCBI's taxonomy places the organism in Eukaryota, Metazoa, Chordata, Actinopteri, Acipenseriformes, Polyodontidae. The record is from RefSeq and is a predicted model, not a curated record. The coding region runs from base 124 to 1482 and encodes 452 amino acids.
UGUCUGACGGUCUGGUGGGAGGUGCUUUGCAUAUUUGGUCGGCUCCACAGUCUCUGUCGGCCCUUUGUGCGACCGGAGUGUAACCGUUUAACAGCAGCGUCGAGCCUGUAAACUGUAUUCAUCAUGGCAGGGUACUUGAAGGUCCUCAGCUCAAUCAAAUCGGCUGCCGUGCUUUCUGCUAAAAACCCGGCUGUGCUUGCACCUGCCGCUCGCCAGCGACCACAACAGCAGCGGAACUAUGCUGACAAGCGCAUCAAAGUCUCCAACCCUGUGGUGGAGAUGGACGGUGAUGAGAUGACCCGCAUCAUCUGGGAAUUCAUCAAAGAGAAGCUGAUUCUCUCCAACGUGGCUGUGGACCUGAAGUAUUACGAUCUGGGGCUUCCGUACCGGGACCAGACUAACGAUCAAGUCACCAUCGACUCUGCACUGGCCACCCAGAAGUACCAUGUUGCUGUUAAAUGUGCCACCAUCACUCCUGAUGAGGCCAGAGUGGAAGAGUUCAAACUGAAGAAAAUGUGGAAAAGCCCAAAUGGAACAAUCAGGAACAUCCUGGGUGGGACAGUCUUCCGCGAGCCAAUCAUCUGCAAGAACAUUCCCCGCCUCGUUCCUGGCUGGACAAAAGCCAUCACCAUCGGCAGACACGCCUUCGGAGAUCAGUACAAAGCGACAGACUUCGUGGUGGACAAGCCUGGCAAAUUCAACAUGGUGUUCACCCCCAAUGACGGGAGCAAGGCUCAGGAGUGGGAGGUGUUUGACUUCCCUGGAGGAGGCUGUGGGAUGGGCAUGUACAACACAGACGAGUCCAUCACUGGCUUUGCUCACAGCUGCUUCCAGUAUGCCAUUCAGAAGAAGUGGCCCCUCUACAUGAGCACCAAGAACACCAUCCUGAAAGCCUAUGACGGGCGCUUCAAGGACAUCUUCCAGGACAUCUUCGAAAAGCACUACAAGCCCCAGUUUGACGAGCUGAAGAUCUGGUAUGAGCACCGUCUCAUUGAUGACAUGGUGGCUCAGGUGCUCAAGUCCUCAGGUGCCUUUGUCUGGGCCUGUAAGAACUAUGAUGGCGACGUGCAGUCAGACAUCCUGGCUCAAGGGUUCGGCUCCCUGGGUCUCAUGACCUCUGUCCUGGUCUGUCCCGAUGGCAAGACCAUCGAAGCCGAGGCAGCCCACGGCACGGUGACCCGCCACUUCAGAGAGCACCAGAAGGGCAAUCCAACUAGCACCAAUCCCAUUGCCAGUAUUUUUGCCUGGACCAGGGGCUUGGAACACCGUGGCAAACUAGAUGGCAACUCUGAUCUGAUCAGGUUUUCCCAGCUCCUGGAGAAAGUGUGUGUUGAAACUGUUGAGAGUGGAGUAAUGACCAAGGACCUUGCAGGCUGUAUCCAUGGCCUUAGCAAAUGCAAAUUGAAUGAGCACUAUGUGAACACUACCGACUUCCUAGAUGCUAUUAAGAACAACCUUGACAAAACUCUGGGCAAGAAGUGAACUCCAUAACAAGGCCAGGCUGGAAAUGAAGUUACGUCUUUUUAUUUUUUUUACCUCAUUUUUAACUGAAGGGAAAAUGUACUACGUUUGAGUCUGGACAAGCAGGUACAUGCAGUCAGUGAGUGCACCGUCACAGGGUAAAUCGUCUUGCUGGUUCUCCCCGCCGAGUCCCUGUUUUGUAAUGUGAAGUACACCUCGAACACUGUAAUACAGAUAUUUAAAUUACUGAAAUUGAUUAACUCCCAUUUUCAAGCAAUAAAAACCAUUGUAAAACCUCCA